This is a messenger RNA of Ahaetulla prasina, 5018 nucleotides long. RefSeq names its product lemur tyrosine kinase 2 (gene LMTK2). Gene Ontology annotation, molecular function: ATP binding; protein kinase activity. The coding region runs from base 257 to 4576 and encodes 1439 amino acids. The record is from RefSeq and is a predicted model, not a curated record. The transcript is spliced from 14 exons. Lineage: Eukaryota; Metazoa; Chordata; Lepidosauria; Squamata; Colubridae. Gene Ontology annotation, biological process: protein phosphorylation.
CACGCGUCGCCCCUCUCUCAGGUAACCCGGAAGAUGGCGGCGGCGGCGGCGGCGGAGACGAGGCGAGGGGCCGUUGCCGGCCGUGCCGCGUGAGGGAAGCGGCGGUUCCACCGGGCCUCCCCUCCUCGGCCUUCUGCUGCUGUCGUUCUCCGGCGGGAGAACCCAUGCCGAGCCUUCCGAGCCCCGCGGGCUGAGGGCGAGACAGGCCCGGCCGCGCUGAGGACUCGGCGGGAGCCUCCCGUGAGGCGGCGGAGGGAUGCCGGGCCGGCUGCUGCUCCCCGGGCUCGGCUGGGGCGGCCUCGGACUCCUCUGCUGGUGGCUGGGCGGCGGGCAGGCGGCUCCGCUGCCCCAAGCAGGGCCAGGAGAAGAGGCGGCCUUUGAAAUUUCCUACUCCUUGGUAGUUCUUUCUGCCGGCGGCCUCUUAAUUUUGAUACUACUGCUUGUAAACUGUAUCUCCUGCUGUAAAGAUCAAGAGAUUAACUUCAAGGAAUUUGAAGACAAUUUUGAUGAUGAACUCGACUUCACCCCACCCGCAGAAGACACCCCAACAAUUCAGUCUCCGGCGGAAGUGUUUACCCUUACAGUGCCCAGUGUUUCUCUCCCAGCUCCAUCCCAAUUCCAACUUCCAACAGAAGACCUGAAAUCUCAGGUUGCUCGUCAGAAUCUAAAUUAUAUCCAAGAAAUAGGAAAUGGCUGGUUUGGAAAGGUUCUGCUGGGGGAAGUUUACACCGGCACCAGCGUAACCAGAGUCAUCGUGAAGGAGUUAAAAGCCAGUGCCAAUCCCAAGGAGCAGGAGCGGUUUUUGAGACAUGUGGAGCCAUAUUUUAUCCUUCAGCAUCCCAAUAUUCUCCGCUGUACCGGCCAAUACGUGGAAGCCAUUCCUUACCUGUUGGUAUUUGAAUUCUGUGACCUGGGUGACCUAAAAACCUAUCUUUGCAAUGAGCAGGAUAACGUUAAAGGAGACUCUCAAAUAAUGCUGCUGCAGAGGAUGGCCUGUGAGAUUGUGGCGGGACUUGUCACGAUGCACAAACACAAUUUUGUGCAUGGAGAUUUAGCUUUAAGGAAUUGCUUCCUCACCUCUGACCUAAAUGUAAAAAUUGGAGAUUAUGGAAUAGGAUUCAGUAGGUACAAGGAGGAUUACAUCGAAACGGAUGAAAAUAAAUUUGUUCCCCUCCGGUGGACAGCUCCAGAACUGGUGACCAGCUUUCAGGACCGGCUGUUAACAGCAGAACAGACGAAGUAUAGUAACGUCUGGGCCCUGGGAGUGACGCUGUGGGAACUUUUCAGUGGCGCAACAAAGCCUUAUUCUGAGCUCUCCAACGAGGAGGUUUUGAUGCAAGUCAUCAAAGAAAAACAGACCAAGCUGUCACAACCGCCACUCGAACAGCCCUAUUCUGAUCGAUGGUAUGAAGUCCUGCAGUUCUGCUGGCUGUCUCCGGAAAAGCGAGCUACAUCCGAGGAAGUCCAUAAGCUUCUGGUCUAUCUCUGCAUGCAAAGUCAAAGGGAUUCUGUCAUUGAUCCCGAACAGUGGGACGAUCUCAAGCCGAACAUUUCAAACCGAGAACCGUUGGGGAGUUCCGCUUUUCCCAUCCUGGAUCAUUUCAACGGCAGCCGGUUCGGCCGCGAGAUGGAAGAGGUUCUCACUGUCACCGAAACGAGCCGAGGACUCAACUUUGAAUACAUCUGGGAGGCAGCCAAACAUGACCACUUUGAAUGUAACCAGUCAAACCCCGUUGAAACGAAGACUUACACAAACAUCUUCUUCCCGGUGGAGGUGUUUGAGAACACGCUGACCGACCAAGGGCCUGGAGCUCCGGUUGAAAGCGGACAGGAAGUUUCCCUCCUGGUGCCUGGAGAACUUCCCGUCUUUAAUGCCCGUAAACCUUCGAUUGGAAGCGAUUACUACAUCCAGUUGGAAGACAAAAUUGGAGGCCUUAGGAGCAUCAGCUUCGACCACCAGGUUGCCGAAUUGACAACAGAAGUGGACGACAACUCUGAAGUUGUGAAAGACCCAAAUUGUCACGUCGUGGUUCUAGAACACUUUGCGGCUGAAUCCAGUACUGAUGGGGACAUUUUCUGUAAUAGUACAGAUCCCAAGGAAGAGAAUGUACACAGAGUUGGUCUGGUUAGCCCUUCCCAAAAUGAUGGUAUCGCCAAAAAUGAACAGUUGGCAAAUCGAGUCAAUAGACGGGAUUUCACGGACAUAAACAAUAUCCACCUGGAGUUGGAAGCAGUUUCACGCUCGGAUCUUGAGGAAUCCACCCAUGGCUUGCCCAAAAAGGGAAGCUCCCCGCUCACUUCUCAAAAUGAAAUUGAUUACUUGCAAGAAGAUACCUCACAGGAAUCCAAACUUGGCGAACUAACUUUAGAGGAGCUAUCCGAUAACUUCCUUUUUCUUCAGGAGAAGAAUCUACUGAAGUGGACAGCGGGGGACGAAAGUGAUGGCGACCUCAGUAGAGCUCACAACCGAGCAGAUAAACCAGACCCACCAAAUACGAACUCUUUGGGAGUUGAAUGUAACAUGAGUGGGAAAGUUCAUGACACUAAAAAGGACCUUCUUGGGCCAAUAGGGACGCUUUCUGGUUCCCCUGCGGUCGAUAAGCUCCUCUUGUCCUUUUCCAGCCCUGGGAAAAAUCCUCCUAACAGAGAAGUUGGAGAUCACUCUACCCACACUGUUGCCUCUUCUCUCCUUGAAACAGAACACGCCUCCGAUCUCGGUUCAACUGAUAUCCAUUCCGCACAUGUCAAAAACCAGACCCAUGGUGUCAGCUCCUGCCCUGGUAUCCAACUCAACGCUCAAGAGGAAAGAGAGGAAAAUAAACAGGAACUUCAACACUGCGGUAACUCCUGGGAGUUGACCCCCGAUUUAAACCCUGAGAAAUCCGAACAAGAUAACGCCUACGUUCUGAAGGAAAGUGACAGAACCUCUCAAGGUGACAGGUAUGAUCCGGAAGGUCGUCUUCCCACAGAUCGCAUCAGCCACGAUAGCCUACUAGAAGACAGUUCAUCAGGUUCAACCCCGAGCCUGGGACAACUCGUCGAUACUCCGGACUCAUUUGAGACAUUAGACAUGAACGAAGUUUUAGAAUCCUUUGAACCAGAGAGUCCCCGGAAAUGUUUGCCGCCUGAUAAACCUGCCGAUAGCGGCUACGAAACGGAAAACCUCGAAUCUCCUGAAUGGACUUCGCAUCUGGUUGGUAGCAAUUCUAGUGAAUCGGGUGGAGAUCUCAUGCGGGAGAAUCCCACGAUCGUCGUGUCAGCGGAUGUCAAUCCUUACGCCGACCUGACAAACGUGGAUAAUUUUGAAACCACUCCUCGAGCAGCUUUGGAAGGCGUCCAUAAUUCCUACAGAGAUUCGGCCUACUUUUCCGAUAACGAUUCGGAGAUGGAUAAGAAAUCUGAGGUCACGCAUCUAUCGAAAAAGCCAACAGUAUUAACCAAGGACCACGCCGAUUCCUUUGAAAUGGAAAAUGCUGGGAAUACAAAAAACACUUCGAGGGGUGGCGAAAUAGCCAAUUAUCAGUUCAUCAAUGACUUGACUUCCCAACUGGACGUGAAAGGAGGAGGAGAAGACGAGUCCGACGAAACAAAGCAGGAUUGGCUUCAUAAAUCCGAACGUACAAUGCCACCGCCCCUUGUCCCUGGCCUAGAACAUACAGAUGAAGAUGAAAUAUAUGAGGAUUUUCCCAAAAGUGUAUCUUGCACAGGCACCAGUACGGCGGAUUUUUUCCCCCGGGGCGAUCUGAAGCUGACCCCCGCCUUGUACGGUGCUCCCGAACACUUUGAGAAAUCCAUAUUGGGCCAGCUUGAAGGCCAUAAGUUGAAAGAACCAGACAUCGAAGGAAGGUACCUCGGGAAGCUUGAUGUUUCUGGGAUGCUGGAGCUCUCCUUAGACGAAGAGGACGCCGACGAGGAAGAUGGGAACAGCGACGAUUCUGAGGACGAUAUGAAGAGUUUCCACCUCCAAGGGCUUAGCUCGGACAGCGAUGAUGACAUUAUGGUGCACCCUGUGCCGGAGAUCAUCAGCGAUGGAAGUGAUGGGAAGCACCUAAGAAGCUUGCUGAAACGGCCAAAGCAACCCCAGGAGAACCACUCGACCGACGGCUUUCAGAAGAAUGGGAAAAAAGCAGUAACAUUCUUUGACGAUGUCACCUUAUAUCUAUUUGACCAGGAAACACCAACCAAAGAACUCGGAAAGCGUAUUGCCGAAUCAAACUCUAAUCACACUCCUGCCCUGCCUGCCAAUUUUGGUUACUUGAAUAAAUUCACCAGUUCCGAAAGCUCUACGGAUGAAGAAGGAGGUUUUGAGUGGGACGAUGACUUCCCGUCUCCUGGGCCCUCCGUGAUCUUGAAGGCCGCAAGCACUCUUAUCAGUUCCAAAUCAUCUUCUCUUCAGACCUCAAAGUACCUCUCUCCUCCGCCACCGCCCCGAAGCCCUGAGCAGGACUGGUUCCGCCCUUCCCCUUACUCCAGGUUCUCUAUCUCACCGGCAAACAUUGCGAGCUUUUCGCUCACUCACCUGACAGACUCCGAUAUCGAACAGGGAGGGAGCAGUGAAGAUGGAGAAAAAGAUUAAGGCCCCGAAGCUUCUCUCGGUCUGUCCUUAGGAUUGUGAGGAAUACCUCUGCUUUGGACUGAGAGCCAUUUAAAAAGGAAAAAAAAAAAGUUGCAUCUGAAGAUGAAGAUCUGCUGAAGUCCUACAAUCCAAUAACCGGAUAAAACGACUGAGGGAAACACGCAGUCAGGAGCAGAAUUUGGAAUGGAUGUAUUUUCACGGCAUACUCUUUUGGAAAAGCGGUGCAUUUGGCAUUUUCCUCUUUAAAUAUAUGUAUGUAUAUAUAUACAUAGUAUGUAUGUAUGUAUGUAUGUAUGUAUGUAUGUAUGUAUGUAUAUAUAUAUAUUUGUUUUCUGAGGUUUUCGCGGGUGUUUGUAUGUAGGUCUUGGGUUGUUCGGGUUUUCUCCCGUGUAAAAUUGGAAGUGUCUUGGUGACGUUUCGACGAAGUCUCAUUCGUCAUCUU